This is a messenger RNA of Phalaenopsis equestris, 1629 nucleotides long. RefSeq lists its product as uncharacterized. The transcript has 3 exons. NCBI's taxonomy places the organism in Eukaryota, Viridiplantae, Streptophyta, Magnoliopsida, Asparagales, Orchidaceae. The record is from RefSeq and is a predicted model, not a curated record.
UUUAAAUUAAUACAUAUUAAGUGGCCAAGGACCAGCUAGGGUUUCCCAAAUUCCAAACUUUUCGCCGCCAAUCGAUUCCGACCUCUUUCUUCCCUUCGUCUACGAUCAUAGAACCUUUAUAUUUUCUGCGUUCGUAGCCCUAAUCGAGGUUAAAAUCCGUAAAAAGUUGGGAUUUCUUUGGGAUGCGUUUGAUUUGUCUUCAUCAUCUGUAAUCUGAACGAUUCUUUGGUGCUCCAGUUUUGAAUUGGAGACGAAGCUAAGUUGCGAGGAUGCCCACGUUGACGGCGUUAUCGCUCGAUCGGCUCCUGGAACCAACCUCGCGAAACCCUAAGCCGCAACUGGAACCGAGGCCGGCGAACUCUCGACCGAUUUUCGCCUCGCCAGCGCUCUACGCCACGCCGGCGGUGACCCCUCUUCCCCUUUCGGACACCCCUUCCUCCUUUCCACCGUCGCCCUACAUUGUCAACCACAAGCGACGAGGACCUCGCCUACUGAGGCCGCCACCUCCAUUGGAAGCUGAGAAGGAGAUAGCUUCCAAAGAUGAAGCAAGAGAAAUUGAUUUGGAUGCGAAUUUGGGAUCUUCGCCGAUUGUCUCUGUUGAAGAGAAUAAUUCAGGAAAUGCGAUUGCUGUAAAUGAGGAAACAGAGGAUAUACUUGAUUUUCUGGAUUCCAUGAGCUCGGCUAGUAGUUUGGAUGGGGAGGAUGGCUCUGCAGCUGAGGGACUGCGAAAGCUGGGAACUGAGAUGGGGGAGUUCUAUGAUGCAUGUGAUGAGAUAUCAAGUGAUGGUGGCUCAAGAUCUUCUUAUAGGAAGACUGAAGACGAAAUUCGUGAAAUGCGGCUGAAUUUACUCAUGGAAAUUGAGAAAAGGAAGCAAGCAGAAGAAGCUGUUGAGGACCUGCAGAUCAAGUGGAGAAAUCUCCGCCGACAUCUAUCGGCUGUUGGAUUCGUUCUUCCUGAUCUUCCCAAAUCCAUGGAAGCAGAAGCCAUUGUUGAUCCAGCAGAGGACUUGAGCUAACAAAUUGUCGUGGCAAGGGUUGUGUCUGCUUCCAUCGCGAGGGGCUCUGCCAGAGCUGUGAUGGAGAUGGAGAUGGAACCUCGAAUCGAGGCGAAGAACUUCGAGAUUGCAAGGAUCAUGGAUAGGCUUCGAUAUUACGAAGCUACGAACAAAGAGAUGUCUCAAAGAAACCAGGAGGCUGUUGAGAAGGCGCGGCGUCGCCGUCAACAAAGGAACAAGAGACAAAAAUGGUUCUGGUGUUCGAUUGGCGUUGUCGUGACCCUCGCCUCCGCCGCCAUUGCUUGGUCCUAUCUACCUUCUUCAAACCCACCCGCUUCGAAUGAAGACUAAAAAACUCGAUCCAAGAAGGCCAAAUACCAUGGUGGUAUAUUUGCAAUAAUGAAAUUUUCUCAGCAGAAUUAUUUUACCUGCUAAUCAUACAAAAUGUAUACGCAAAAGCCUAAAAGCUUUGCCAAAUAAAUGACCAUCUUAUGGUAUAUUAUGUAUAGUUUCCAUGGUUUUAAUAUAAUUUUUGAGCUCACUCUGAUCCUUGAUAUAUAAGUUGUAGUAAUGUGCCGAAAAAAAAAAAUAUAAUAAUAAUGCAUGGAACCUUCCCUGUAUCUGCAUCAUUUAC